Messenger RNA from Hyaloperonospora brassicae, 696 nucleotides. Lineage: Eukaryota; Oomycota; Peronosporomycetes; Peronosporales; Peronosporaceae. The record is from the annotation of a GenBank genome assembly.
AUGACCGCUUUCCUCGCUGCUGCGCGCGAGUGGCACGCGCUCCUCCUGCGCGACCGCCACGAGCCCUUUGUCGCCCGCCACUUGGCCACGGCCAUGCAACUCGCUGUCGCGCUGCACUGUCGAGACGACGCCGCAGCGGCGCGCGCGGUGGACACCGUCUCUGCUGCCGAGCGACAGGCGCUCGUAGCGCUCGCGGUAGUGCUUCGUCCACUGAUCGAAGUCGCCGUGCGGGACCGCCUGACGUUCCUCUUUCCUGAAGUAACAGCAGCAGCAGCGGUCGGUGAAGUAACACUGCCGCCCUGGGAGCGCACGCGGCAGCAGGCGCUGGUCCAGAGUCUGCCCGACGCCUUUCAGCUGCCGUUCCGCCAGCUGCUUCGCGGCCAUUGGGACGCGUUGACGCGCGAUGCGCAGCGCUCGACGCAUUCGUUGCCGCGCGUCGCGCAGCUGCACCACAAGUGCGUGAAAGCAGAGGCAGAGGCCGACACGUACGUGCUGCUGCGCCUCCAGACGUCGGACGGCGCGACGCGGACGCUGCGCGUGCGUCUGCAGCAGUUCCACCAGUUGCGUCACAGUGCGGCGACAGCGUUGCAGGGCAUGAACGACGUCGAGUCGCAUCCGAUGAUGCGAUUGGUUCAGGUGGAGACAAAGAGCGCUCGGACAGCGACGGGCGGCACGGAAAGCGUCGCGGAGACGUAG